Messenger RNA from Arvicanthis niloticus (Nile rat), 3568 nucleotides. RefSeq names its product ST8 alpha-N-acetyl-neuraminide alpha-2,8-sialyltransferase 6 (gene St8sia6). The record is from RefSeq and is a predicted model, not a curated record. Gene Ontology annotation, biological process: N-glycan processing; oligosaccharide metabolic process. Gene Ontology annotation, molecular function: alpha-N-acetylneuraminate alpha-2,8-sialyltransferase activity. Lineage: Eukaryota; Metazoa; Chordata; Mammalia; Rodentia; Muridae.
GUUUGCAAACUUUUUGAAGUGAGUCCUUUCUGCUCUUCUCUUAAGUCCUCCAGGUUCUAGCUCAGGGCCCCAGCUAUACAGGAGAGCCACAGUGUGAUUGGGUGUGUCGAUUGGGUUCAAGCGCGCACUCAGGAGAAGGUGAGAGCAGCUGAAAAGUUGGAGCCCAAUCAGCGCGGAGUUGAGCGCUCAUGCCCCAACCUUCAGGUGACCCCGCGCGGCGGCGGCGGCAGCAGUAGGCAGAGGCAGUGGCGGCUGCAGCGACCAGAGCCCGCAGCGGCACCGAGCGCCUCCGGGAGGACAGGCGGCGAGCUCAGAGGAUCGUCAUCCGCUAGCAGUCCGCUAGCUUCAGCGGCCGGGGUCUGGCUUGGAAGAAGCGAGCGAGCCGGGACGCUGCUUCCUCGGCUCGGUGCCUGGCAACACUGUUGCAGGCUGGGCUCGGGGCAGCCCCCAGAGUGCCGGCCAGCGCCACCGCCUUUGAACGCUGGGGGUGUGCGUGGCAGCGGCCGCGGUGGCGGCAGCGGCGGCGGCGGUGACCGGAGCGGCGAGUCGGUGCCGCCCCGGCUGCGCUUCGCCCCGGCAGCUUUGGCGGCGAGGGCUCCCGUGGCUCAGGAUGCGACCGGGGGGCACGCUGUUCGCCUUGGUAAGCAGCUUGAUGCUGCUGCUCCUCCUGCGUCUGCUCUGGUGCCCGGAGGACGUACCCGCUCGCUCCAGGCUGUCGGUGGAGGAAAGCAGAGAGGACACCAGUGGUACCUCGGCUGCACUGAGGACUCUCUGGAACCUGACGACCCCAGUACCACGCUCCAGGAACAGCACAUAUCUGGAUGAGAAGACACCCCAAAUGACAGAGAAAUGCAAAGACUUGCAAUAUAGCUUGAACUUGUUAUCUAACAAAACGAGACGGUACUCAGAGGAUGACUACCUCCAGAUCAUCACAAACAUACAGAGAUGCCCAUGGAAGCGGCAAGCAGAAGAAUAUGACAAUUUUAGAGCAAAACUGGCUUCCUGUUGCGAUGCCGUUCAAGACUUUGUGGUUUCCCAGAACAACACUCCAGUGGGGACUAACAUGAGCUAUGAGGUGGAAAGCAAGAAACAAAUCCACAUUCGAGAGAACAUUUUCCACAUGUUUCCAGUGUCACAACCUUUUGUGGAUUAUCCCUAUAACCAGUGUGCAGUGGUUGGCAAUGGGGGAAUUCUGAACAAGUCCCUCUGUGGAGCAGAAAUUGAUAAAUCUGACUUCGUCUUCAGGUGUAACCUCCCCCCAAUCACAGGGAGCGCUAGUAAAGAUGUUGGAAGCAAAACGAAUCUUGUGACUGUCAAUCCCAGCAUCAUAACCCUGAAAUACAGGAAUUUAAAGGAGGAGAAAGCAAGAUUUCUGGAAGAUAUUUCCACCUAUGGAGAUGCAUUUCUUCUUUUGCCAGCCUUUUCCUUUCGGGCCAACACUGGCAUCUCUCUUAAAGUCUACCAAACACUCAAAGAAUCUAAUAUGAGGCAAAAGGUUCUCUUCUUCCAUCCCAGGUACCUGAGACACCUCGCUCUUUUCUGGAGAACUAAAGGGGUGACUGCAUUCCGCUUAUCCACGGGCUUGAUGAUCGCAAGCAUUGCAGUGGAACUGUGUGAAAAUGUGAAGCUCUAUGGAUUCUGGCCUUUCUCUAAGACUGUGGAAGAAACGCCUCUCAGUCACCACUACUAUGACAACAAGUUACCCAAGCACGGCUUCCACCAGAUGCCUAAAGAGUACAGUCAAAUGCUCCAGCUCCAUAUGAGAGGCAUCCUCAAACUGCAAUUCAGCAAAUGUGAAACGGCUUAACACUUCUUAGAACGCGAAUGAUUUCAGUAGGUGGAGUGCAUCGCGCGGCAUCUCCAAACACGAUGGAAGAAGGCACAAGAGCAUGGAGGAUUACAAAAGAGCUCCCCAACUUGGCUAGACCAAAGCCCCCCCACUAACUUUACCGUCCCCACACGUCACUCAUUCUCACCUUCAUUGUUCUUUCUCUGAGAUAUCAGACUCCAACAAGUAAAAUGAAAUAAUUUUUCAAAUUGGUAUAGAAUUUGAUUUGAGGCAGGGACUCAUGGAAGGCUUCCUUGUUCCUAUCUGUGAUAGCCAUUCCCACCUCCAUCAGAGUGGUGAUGAAACUGUGCAAUUGUGCCAAAGACCCUUUCUGAAGACAAUGUCUGACUCAUGCACCUAGUUCUUACUCAUAGACCUUCUCUUAUGAAUAAAUCCUUCCCAUUAUCCUCUCCCUCCUAAAAACGUACAGAAACAAAAUACCCUUGAUGAUUCAGGAAGACAAAUCUUUUUUACUUAGCAAUGUGCCUGCUUCUGAUUCAGUUCACUCGUGAUGUUAACCACGUUGAGGCGUUGGUUGGAUUUGGGGCAUUUCUUCAUCUCUUUUGUCUAUAGUUUCCUUGUCUUUAUCAGUUUGUACUCAAGCUUCCUGCUUUGGGGUUCUGUUUUUCUCCCUCCCACUGGUAGGAUCCACUCAAUGACAUAAAGUAGUUUCAGUAUCUUCUAACAUGUUAUCUCAUCCACAAAGUUACUUGUCUGAUUUUUUUUAAAAAAAGUGAACAUCUAUUUGAUACCAGACCCUGAGGACCAUCCUCUGUUGGAGGAUAUGAAGAUAUUGUCACUGGCAGGAAAGCCCGUGUGUACUAUUAAUUGAUAAGAUACCACAAGCAUCAUCACGGCAGUUAUAAACACAGUGCUGAAAGAAUCAUAGACAGGGAUGGUUAAAUCUGAUUCCAGUAGAAUUGACUUCAAUGUAUCCAUUUCAAGGAAGAGUUGAUUUCACAAUUAAAACUAGCUCUUAGCAAAUUAAGUGGAUUAUGAGUAAAAGAAUGGAACAGGAAGAGAAAGCUGUCCCCUUGAUUGUGAUUAUUCAAUUGCGUAUCCUGGAAGUAGAUUGUGAGGUUGCCCUGAAAACUCUGUGUUGAGAGAGAGUGCAGUGCAUGGUCAUGGCAGCUUUUCCCACGGUGGUGAAGAAGUGUGAGUAAUUCACAGGCAACCACCUCACAAGGAAGGAUUAGGACGGAAACACCUAACACAUUCCCCCAGGGACAGAUGAGAGUUUUCAUGAGAAAUUACACUCAUAAGCUAAGCAUCAGUUUUGAGUAAAACUUGAGUAGAUGUUAAAUAUGAGCAUUUUACACCCUUACUCGUGUCCCGGUGAUACCCUUUAAUGUGAGCACGUUUAUUAAGUUAUUUUAUUUACUACAUAUUUAUGUGUGUAUAUUCCUGUUCAUCCACGGAUGUUCCCAAGAAACAGGAAUAUAGGAGGUGAGGUCCAUAUGCCAAGAAAAAUAUAAAUUUCACUCUUUAAAUCUUAGUUGAGCCAGCUUGUUGUUUACCAAAUGCUUUCUUGAAGAGACAGUACCCUGUGAAUUCUUCACUCUGAUACAGUGUCACCUUGUAUUUGACAUUUGUAAUGUUGUUUCAAAUUUGCAUCUUGUUCAUUCUUUUAUAGCAAAUCAAACUUAUUAGCUUUAGGAAUAUAUCAGAUAUUCAUAUAUAAAUAUUUUUGCAAAGGGUAAAAGGCUUUUCUGUUAAAUAAAAUCAAAUUUAUUUAUUAUC